Pisolithus orientalis is the source of this 1705-nucleotide messenger RNA. RefSeq lists its product as uncharacterized. Gene Ontology annotation, molecular function: protein binding. Bases 263 to 1486 code for a protein of 407 amino acids. The record is from RefSeq and is a predicted model, not a curated record. The transcript is spliced from 6 exons. Lineage: Eukaryota; Fungi; Basidiomycota; Agaricomycetes; Boletales; Pisolithaceae.
UUCAAAUAGACUUGGUUGCACUUCCCCUGCCCUAAUACUAGCCUUAUAGGCUGACCAGGGAUUUGGAAGAACUGCGCACGUCGUACGUGUCAGUGACUCUAAUAAAUUGUGGCAUAUGGGUUUUCCCUUCCUGUGUUUGAUCUACACGGUGUAGCGAAGCCGCUUUCCCAUUUAAUUGGAAGAAGCACAACGUCUUUUCCACGUCUCUUCUUAAGCCAACCAACGACGGUGGAUCCUUCCCACCCCCCCAGGCCGGACAGUGAUGAAGCAUAGAAAUGGGAUCCAAUCUCUGUCGCCAGAGAUCAUCGAACACGCCCUGAUACAUUGUCACCCCCGAGACGUGGCAGCUUUCUCUCAGACCUGCCGUGCUGCCCGCCAGCUCGUGUACCACAACAAAGAUCAGUAUCUCUGGCGCCAACUUUUUCUCUCUUGCCCGUUCGAUGACCCUGGCAAAGCACUUCAGGGGCUUCAUGGGUCCUUCGACUGGAAAGGCGAACUCCAGCGAAGGGUCUGCGCAGAGAUGAUAGCCCAUUCAUCCCGUGCUACAGCUGAAGAAUUGACGGGUGCCCUCGAAACAUUUCUUAAUGUCGUGCGCACGGCAUCUCCUGUCACACAAGGAUACGAGCGGGUUCCCUCGCAGAGCUUGUUAUGGGUCGUCGACGUACUGCAAUCCAGCAACAUGUUACAUACUCCUUUGUUUGACCACUACAACACGUCCCAGAAUCUCGCCCACCUGCGAUCCUAUCUUGCUCUCACUCUGGAUGAUUACGACAACGAUGACGACCUAGUGUGUCGCUGCUACGUGUACGACCUCAGCAACUAUUGCAGGGAGAAUGAUUGGGGCCCCUUCCGGAAAAAUGGACGUGUCAAUUGGGUUCAUGUGGAGAGUAUCAUAAAUGUUUUGUUGUCAAAUCUGGCGGAGUCGUCCGAACCGUCUCAGAUGGAUAUAAGGCCCCCCUGCGGACUGGAAGCGACACGGGCAUACUCUGCGCCAGGCGCGACAGCUCGUAAUCCAAAGGAUUGGGCAGGGGUUGAAGGGACCUGGGCACGAUAUGUUUCGUUCUUGGACCACCGGAAUUUCCGUCUGGACGGUGGUGCUUUCUUCGACGGAGCACGCUACGGGGAAGCCACUUUCUUAAUUGACCUCAAUUUAUACAUCAUAGAGCCAGACUCCAUCCCAGACUAUUAUACUCUGGAGAGAUUUCCCGAGUCCGAUAAUCAUCUUUAUCCUACUCUGUACUUCUCUGGGACAUCCAUUGGUAUUCAAGGAAACGAAAACCAAAUUAUCGGAUCCGUGUACAUGAACGAAGACGGAGUGGUGCGGUGGCGAUUCCUAAAUGCUCAUCUUGUCUUCAGCUCAGAGGGAGUUCAAAUGGGAAGCAUAGCUAGUGCAGCUGGCGUCGUCGGAUCGUGGACGAGUGUGUAUCACGAACAUGCGGACCCUGUUGGUAAGAAUGCAGACCUUCAGUUAUUUGCGUCAGCAUGACACUUGACAGGUCCGUUCUGGCUCUGGAAAGUAUCCAACCCAACGUAAUCAAGCCAUGACUCAGAACUAGUUUAUGACCGCAAUGAUCUAACUCACGACUUUUCUGCUAACGCUCCAAGUAAUCAUGUCUAAAUAUCAUUGCGUAUACGCUCGAUGUUCUUCACGAAGGAGAGAUAUUGAAUGGUCACAAUACGCAAUAUAUAGCACUGAAGUAGGGGG